Molecule: messenger RNA, 1485 nt
Organism: Sparassis crispa
Lineage: Eukaryota; Fungi; Basidiomycota; Agaricomycetes; Polyporales; Sparassidaceae
Exons: 11
Coding region: 1-1485 (494 amino acids)
Biological process (GO): actin cortical patch localization; actin filament organization; endocytosis
Cellular component (GO): actin cortical patch
Molecular function (GO): ubiquitin binding; phosphatidylinositol binding
Source: RefSeq, a predicted model, not a curated record
AUGCAGCUCGCGAAACAAGCGUAUACCGCCUUCAAUCGCGAGAAACCGCACUCUUCCAUCACCGAAUGGAUCGAGAUCCUGACGACAACUGAGUAUGAAGACGAAGCUUACGAUGGGAUUCCAGAGGUCGUCGACUCCAUUAACAUUCAGGCUACAGGUCCUGCGGAGGCAUCCAGAGCUAUUAGGAAGAAGCUCAAGCACGGAAAUGCUCAUCAGCAAUACCGUGCACUGGUUAUUCUGAGAGCGAUCGUCGAAAAUGGCGGCCACAAGUUUCAGACUUCGUUCGCCGACUCACAACUUACCGACGCCAUAAGGACUAUAGUGUCCGAUGCUUCCACCGACCCCAAAGUGAAGAAGAAAGUCAUCUCUGUCCUCUCUUCAUGGCAUUCCCAAUUCAAGGAUGACCCCGACAUGCAGCUCGUCGCCGGCCUUGCUAGGCAAUGCAGAAUACCCGAUGUGCAGCGCGAGGCGCAUCGAAUUCAGGCGCACAAGCAGGCAAUGGAGACGGAAACGGAGGAGAGAAAGAAAAGAGAAGAAGAGAAACAGCAGAAAGAGGAGGAGAAGCGGAAGGCGAAGGAGAAGGCGAAGAAGGAGCGGGAACGAAAGGAGGAGGAGGAGAAGCGAAAGAAGGCUGUUCGCAGCAAGGUCAAGAGAAAGGCUUUCGAUUUUGAACAGGAGAAGCCCCAGAUUCUGAUUGCCAUCGCGAAUGCAUCGCAAGCCUCCAAUAAUCUUGUCAAUGCUAUCACUCUCGUCGACACUGCGCAUGACAGUCUUCAACGCAACGAGCGUGUACAAGAUUGCCUCGGUAAGGCCAAGCUGGCAAGGAAGCAAAUCGUGAGAUAUAUUCAGCUCGUGGAGAACGAGGACGUAAUAGGCACACUCAUCGAGUCCAAUGACCGCAUCAUCGCUGCUUUGGAAAGUUAUGACAGGCUCUCCAAGCCUAACAUUACCGAGACGGACGUGAAGGAUGUUCAGGAAGGUCUUGCUGCUGCCAAGCUCAAUGACUCCGAACUCGGAAAGCUUCAGGAGAAGCAACGUGCGGCGGUACAACGAUCCCUUGAACGCGCUGGUUCGUCUGCCCAGUUAUACGAGAAAGAUAGGGAUACAGGCACUGCAGAAUACGUGCAUCCUGACUUACAGGAUCUGAAUUUCGGGCUACUAGGUGCAGAGGAGAAAAAUCUACCCCCACCAUUGCAGCCAUCUGCCCCACGUUCUUAUGACGACGACAAGUGGCGCCGAGGUUCCCUCUCAGAUUUCAGCGACUAUCAGUCGUCCGACGAGGAGGCCCACGAACGUAAUGCUGCCUCCGGUUCUACUUCACCUCGUGGGUAUGUCGACGUGUCGGACGACGAAGAUGUGGACGUGCGGCGCGAUCCGCACAAGGGAUUGCUCGAGGAGGACCCCUUUGCAGAUCCCUUUGUCGACCAAGAUGAUCCGGGUACCCCGGAACUCCCCAGUGUUGGCAGGCGCGAAGUGGUGUGGUGA